AUGACCUACCACAUGAAGCUCUACCACAGCCACGCAGCCGCGCAGCAGCUCUGUUGCACGAAUGGGCAGACUCGCACUCGCCAAAAACCGCGCCUUUGCAAAAGACCGAUGUGGAAAGGAGUUUCGUCUAUAAAGCUAUUUAAAUCCCCCUACCCCUCUCUAGUCAUCGACCCCUUAGAGCGGCAAAAUGGCCGCCGUCCAGACGGCCGUAAGUCUGGCAGAAAACCACAGUUCGGGGGACAUGCACGUUCCCCUGGGCACGCUCCAAGCGUGCCAACUCUGUGUAGGGUGACCAAG
Iphiclides podalirius (scarce swallowtail) is the source of this 297-nucleotide messenger RNA. NCBI's taxonomy places the organism in Eukaryota, Metazoa, Arthropoda, Insecta, Lepidoptera, Papilionidae. The record is from the annotation of a GenBank genome assembly.